Cynocephalus volans (Philippine flying lemur) is the source of this 972-nucleotide messenger RNA. Its product is annotated as olfactory receptor 1361-like. NCBI's taxonomy places the organism in Eukaryota, Metazoa, Chordata, Mammalia, Dermoptera, Cynocephalidae. Gene Ontology annotation, molecular function: G protein-coupled receptor activity; olfactory receptor activity. The record is from RefSeq and is a predicted model, not a curated record. Gene Ontology annotation, cellular component: plasma membrane. The transcript has 2 exons. Gene Ontology annotation, biological process: G protein-coupled receptor signaling pathway. The coding region runs from base 1 to 972 and encodes 323 amino acids.
AUGCCCCGGAGGCCACAGAGUCAGAACUGCCUGGACAUGGACAACAGGACCCGCAUCUCUGAGUUUGUUCUCCUUGGCCUCUCUGAGCAGCCCCAGAAGCAGCAGGUGUUCUUAGGUCUGUCCUUCAGCCUGUAUCUGAUCGGGGGCCUGGGGAACCUGCUCACCAUCCUGGCCAUCGUCUCAGACCCUCACCUGCACAGUCCCAUGUACUUCUUCCUCAGCAACUUGUCCCUUCUGGACAUCUGCUUCACCUCCACCACAGUCCCCAGCAUGCUUGCGAGCCACCUGUGUGGACGCACCACCAUGUCCUCCUCUGCCUGCCUGGCCCAGAUGUAUUUCUUCAUCACCUUUGGGGGAGCCGACAGCAUCCUCCUGUCAGUCAUGGCUUAUGACCGCUACAUGGCCAUCUGCUCUCCCCUGCACUAUGUGACAGUCAUGAGUUUCCUUCGCUGUGCCUUGCUGGUGGCUGUUCCGUGGACUUCAGCCAACCUCAUUUCCAUGGUCCACACUCUCCUGAUGACCCGCUUGUCCUUUUGCACCAAUAGGAUCCCACACUUCUUCUGUGACCUCAACGCCUUGAUCAAACUCUCCUGCUCUGACACCCAAGUCAACGAGAUGCUGGUGUUGGUCCUCGGGGGCUCAGUGGUUUUGAUCCCAUUUGUGUGCAUCAUAGCCUCUUACACACCUAUUGCCAUGGCCGUGUGGAAGGUGCCCUCUGCCUGGGGGAAGUGGAAAGCAUUCUCCACCUGCAGCUCUCACCUCUGUGUUGUCUCUCUCUUUUAUGGGACGAUCAUUGGGGUCUACUUCAACCCUGUAUCCACACACACCACCCAGAGGGACCUGUUAGCCACAGUGAUGUACACUCUGGUUGCACCCAUGCUGAAUCCCUUCAUCUACAGCCUGCGGAACCGAGAGCUGAAGGGCGCCCUCUGGAAACUUCUCAGUGGGAACCGCUUUGCUAAUUUUCUUUGA